Messenger RNA from Daucus carota subsp. sativus, 1974 nucleotides. RefSeq names its product sodium/hydrogen exchanger 1. Bases 184 to 1746 code for a protein of 520 amino acids. Gene Ontology annotation, molecular function: sodium:proton antiporter activity; potassium:proton antiporter activity. The record is from RefSeq and is a predicted model, not a curated record. Gene Ontology annotation, cellular component: plasma membrane. Gene Ontology annotation, biological process: regulation of intracellular pH; proton transmembrane transport; sodium ion import across plasma membrane. The transcript is spliced from 15 exons. Lineage: Eukaryota; Viridiplantae; Streptophyta; Magnoliopsida; Apiales; Apiaceae.
AUCACACACAUGACACACUCGCCAUCUCACUCUCUCUCUCUCCCAAGUCCCACCUACUUAUAUUUACGUCUCUCUCAUCUCUCCCACUCUCCCACUCUCACUCUCUCUCUGGUUCGAACAUUUGAGACUUACUUUCUCACGCUAUAAAGGCCGGGAUAAAUUUUGACAGUAUCCGACAGGAAUAUGACAAAUCCAGCUUCUGUAGACAACAUUACCUUGUUCGUAGCUCUCAUAUGUGUUUGCAUUGUCAUUGGUCAUCUUCUUGUAGAAAAUAAAUGGACGAAUGAGUCCACCACUCCGCUUUUCCUAGGACUAUGUUCUGGAGUUGUCAUUUUGCUGUCAUCAGGUGGAACAAACUCUCGCAUUUUUGAGUUUGACGAACAACUUUUCUUCAUAUAUCUUCUUCCGCCUAUAAUAUUUAAUGCAGGGUUUCAGAUGAAAAAGAAGCAAUUUUUUCAAAACUUCAUGACAAUCAUGCUAUUUGGAGCUCUUGGUACACUUAUGUCCUUUACAAUCAUAUCAUUUGGUGCAAGGUAUUUAAUCGAAAUGCUGAAUAUUGGCUCUUUGGAGAUCAAGGAUUAUCUCGCAAUUGGAGCAAUUUUUUCGGCUACAGAUUCUGUAUACACCUUGCAGAUUCUUAGUCAAGAAGAGACACCUUUGUUGUACAGCAUAUUGUUCGGGGAAGGAGUGGUGAAUGACGCUACAUCUGUAGUUCUCUUUCAUGCAAUUCAAAAAUAUGACCUCUCCGACAUCAACGUGAAAACUGCCUUUCAAUUUGGGGGGACUUUCUUGUUUCUGUUUACUACAAGCACCUUGUUGGGGGUCUCAGUUGGAUUGCUCAGUGCUUUUAUCAUGAAAAAGUUGCAUCCCGGAAGGCAUUCUUCUGAUCGUGAAAUGGCGCUUAUGAUUCUGAUGGCUUACCUUUCAUAUAUGAUGGCUGAGCUGUUUGACUUGAGUGGUAUACUUACCGCAUUCUUUUGCGGGUUAGUCAUGUCACAUUACGCUUGGCAUUCUAUGACUGACGGGUCAAAAGUAGCGACAAGGCAUGCCUUCGCAACAUUUUCAUUCAUUUGUGAAAUAUGCAUCUUUCUUUAUGUUGGUAUGGAUGCAUUGGACUUGGAAAAGUGGAAUUUUGUUAGCAGCUGUCCCGCAAAAUCUGUUGGCAUGAGUGCUUUGCUGCUUGGCUUGGUUCUGAUCGGAAGAGCAUCAUUUGUAUUCCCUCUUUCCUUUAUAUCAAACCUUACCAAGAAGUCCACGAGUUAUAAAUUAAACCUCAAGCAACAGGUUAUAAUAUGGUGGGCUGGUCUAAUGAGAGGCGUUGUUUCAAUGACACUUGCUUAUAAUCAGUUUACGAGAUUCGGGCAUACCCAACAACAAGCAAAUGCUAUUAUAUUAACCAGCACAAUGACUGUUGUUCUUUUCAGUACUAUGGUUUUCGGAUUGAUGACAAAACCUCUAGUAAGACUCUUGAUGCCUCCACCGAUACUAAACAGAAAUGUCCUGUCCUCUGAACCAUCAAGUCCAAAUACCUUGCCACUUUUGCAUAGUUCUCAAGAUCCAGAAAGUGAUACAGAACAUGAAGAUAUACACAGGUCAGCCAGCCUGAGCAGGAUCUUAAGCACAACAAGUAACACUAUUCAUCGGUACUGGAGAAAAUAUGAUGAUAGAUAUAUGAGACCACUGUUCGGCGGCAGAGAAGUUGUUCAUCCUGUUCCUGCUUCAUCAACGAAUAAUGAUUCGCAGUAAAAUCAUUGAUCAGUAGCACACUGCCAAGUAGAGAACACUGUAUACUUGUUCUAUCCAGGUAUGGCUAGUAAUGCCAAUUUCGUUGUCAGAAGCAUUUUAUCCAUGAGGAAUUCUAUGAUGUAUAUUUACUGUCGUGUCAUUGAGAGUGGUGUCCAUGCAGUUGUUUAAAGACUGCUAAAUUUUGUCCCUAAAUUUUACUGUAACAGAUGCAGUUAAGAUACUUGUCAA